CCCUUUCAUGAGAAAAGUUGAUAAUAGAGCUUCUGGAAAACCUGACCGCUGGAAAACCAAGUCCUUAGUAUUUGGUCAGAAAAUUUUGCAAACCAUGAAGAAUGAUAAACGUUUCUAUGUUGAUAAAGAGAUGGUAUAGUUCAGACUCGCUCAUUUUUAAAUAGGUCAUAUUUUGUUUUUGCUUUUCGCAACACUUUGGUAUCAUAGAAAAAUUCACUAGGGAGGGGAGGAGGUGUGAUCGACGAAAAGUGGAAAGUGGAUCCCACACGCUAUCAUGAAUAUCGGACAUGCUAGUAAAACGUGCGUGGUGCCAAGAGGAAGCGUCGCAAUAGAGCUCCACCCAACGAAUCAAGACUGAACGCGAGCCUCGUACUAGCAUCUCCCCAACGACUAAUCUUUCGAUUCUUGGCUAAAAGAACCAUUGUUCCAGCAUGUUUCUCAAAGGGUUUUCGCCUUCACAAAGAACAGAUUGAACUUGUUUUGUCUGAAGUAGCACGUUUUUAGCUCAAAAUGAAGAAAAUAUUUAGUUGGAAAUUAUAACACUUACCAUAUAAAAAUUUCAACGAAUAAUCCGAUUAAUAGCGAUUUUUAUGAUUCAUAGUCGACCAUAAGCAUACUGCUUAACUCGAUUAUCGAUUGUCAAUUUUGAAAAAUUUCGCAAGACUUUAUAAUUUUGUCAAAUUAUAUUGGCGAUUGAAGCUUUUGAGAAGAUCGAUUGAAUACGAUUUAGUUUUUAUCGAUUUUCAUCAGGUGGAACUGAUUAGUUCAAAAUCGGUUAUAAUUAAUAGAAUUUGCAGAGAAGAAUUAAUACAUCAAUUAUUUUGAUUAGUUUCAAUUAAAGUCGAUUUAGAAUGUGUGCUUAUGAUUGAUUCUAAGUGUAAAAUAACGUCACACAUGCAUACAGCGUUAGCUAUUCAGUUAGCUAAUGGAGCGCCAGAAAUAACAUCAUGA
Didymodactylos carnosus is the source of this 951-nucleotide messenger RNA. The record is from the annotation of a GenBank genome assembly. NCBI's taxonomy places the organism in Eukaryota, Metazoa, Rotifera, Eurotatoria, Philodinida, Philodinidae.